Melospiza melodia melodia is the source of this 759-nucleotide messenger RNA. It is a transcript of the gene UNC119, whose product is annotated as unc-119 lipid binding chaperone. Lineage: Eukaryota; Metazoa; Chordata; Aves; Passeriformes; Passerellidae. The coding region runs from base 1 to 624 and encodes 207 amino acids. Gene Ontology annotation, biological process: negative regulation of clathrin-dependent endocytosis; nervous system development; negative regulation of caveolin-mediated endocytosis. The record is from RefSeq and is a predicted model, not a curated record. Gene Ontology annotation, molecular function: lipid binding. Gene Ontology annotation, cellular component: intercellular bridge; spindle midzone; centrosome. The transcript has 5 exons.
AUGAAGGUGAAGAAGAGCGGCGGGGCCGGGGGGGCGGCGGCGGCCAGGACCGAGGAGGAGCUGGGCCGAAAGGCGCUCAUCGGGCCCGACGAUGUGCUGGGGCUGCAGCGGGUCACCAGCGAUUAUUUGUGCACUCCCGAGGAAAAUGUUUACAAGAUAGACUUCACCAGGUUCAAAAUCCGGGACAUGGAAUCUGGCACAGUCUUGUUUGAAAUCACCAAGCCAGCGGCUUCAGAGCGGGAGCACAAUGACAGGAAGGACGUGGACCCCAACGCCGGACGCUUCGUGCGCUAUCAGUUCACGCCCGCCUUCCUCAGACUGCGGCAAGUGGGAGCCACGGUGGAAUUCACAGUAGGGGACAAACCCAUUAAUAAUUUCCGUAUGAUCGAGCGGCACUACUUCCGUGACCAGCUGCUGAAAAGUUUUGAUUUUGAAUUUGGCUUCUGCAUCCCCAGCAGUAAAAAUACUUGUGAGCACAUCUAUGAAUUCCCCCAGCUCUCGGAGGAUCUCAUUCGAGAGAUGAUCCUGCACCCCUACGAGACACAGUCGGACAGUUUCUACUUUGUAGACAACAAGCUGGUGAUGCACAACAAGGCAGAUUAUUCAUACAGUGGAGGACCUUGAGCCUGGCCUGGAUGGCUUCCUCUUCUUCCUCCCCUUCCCUCUGGAAGUCGUCAGGGAUCCCAACACCUCCAGCUCCUGCAGUGUCACCUGGACAAGGAUCCACCCACCAAGGACUCUUUGCCACAGUAGGAGUUU